AUGACCCCUUCAAACGCAGAAAAUAGUAGUCCCAGCCAUGGCUUGGAUAUUACGGUCCUUGGUCUUAAUAGUGGUACAUCAAUGGAUGGCAUCGACUGUGCCCUUUGUCGAUUUCGUCAAGAGACACCCGAAGCUCCAAUGCAUUUUGAGCUUUUGAAAUAUGGCGAAAUCCCUUUAGAGCCAGUUAUCAAAAAGCGUGUGAUGAACAUGAUUCUUCAUAAUAAAACAUCGCCCUCUGAACUCUCCGAGGUAAAUGUGAUUUUGGGAGAGACGUUCGCGUCCGCCGUGCACCAGUUCUGCAAAGACUAUCAGGUCGAUAUUAACUCCAUCGACGUUCUUGGGUCUCACGGUCAAACGAUCUGGCUCCUUUCCAUGCCGGAGCCUGGUGAAACCCGAAGUGCUCUGACCAUGGCCGAAGGGUGUUUUUUGGCUUCCCGUACGGGAAUCACUUCUGUAACGGAUUUUCGUGUCAGUGACCAAGCGGCUGGUCGACAAGGUGCUCCGCUAAUUGCAUUCUUCGAUGCAUUGGUGCUGCACCAUCCCACCAAGUUGCGCGCCUGUCAAAACAUUGGUGGCAUAGCCAACGUUUGUUUCAUCCCGCCUGAUUCACAUGGCGGCAUAGAUGCGUGCUAUGAUUUUGACACUGGCCCUGGGAACGUGUUCAUUGAUGCUGUCGUACGACACUACACGAACGGGCAAAUGGAAUAUGAUAAAGACGGGGAGAUGGGUGCCCGAGGCACAGUCGACCAAACUUUAGUGGACGAUUUCUUGAGUCACAAAUAUUUUGCUCUCGAGCCACCGAAGACAACAGGCCGUGAAGUCUUCCGCGAUACGCUCGCCCACGAAUUCAUUCAAAAGGCCGAGGCUAAAGGCCUGAAUCCAAAUGACGUUGUUGCGUCUAUUACUCGUGUGACAGCUCAAGCUAUCGUGGAUCAUUAUCGUCGAUAUGCACCCAGUGACCUUGAGAUCGCUGAGAUCUUUAUGUGUGGCGGCGGCGCCUACAACCCCAACAUCACCGCUUUCAUUCAACAAAAUUAUCCAAAUACACGAAUUCUCAUGUUGGACGAAGCCGGUAUCCCUGGCGGGGCAAAGGAGGCUAUUACCUUUGCAUGGCAAGGUAUGGAGGCAGCAGUUGGUCGCUCGAUCCCUGUUCCGACGCGAGUCGAGACUCGACAAGAAUAUGUUCUAGGCAAAGUUUCACCCGGAAAGAAUUACCGCAAGGUAUUGCGUCACGGUAUGCUGUUCGGUGGUGGACGAGAUCAUCUACCGCCCGUGAAAGAGUUGGUCAAUUAUGUUGAUGGGAAGGUUUUCAACAACAAGUGGUGA
Penicillium angulare is the source of this 1326-nucleotide messenger RNA. RefSeq names its product UPF0075 domain protein. The record is from RefSeq and is a predicted model, not a curated record. The coding region runs from base 1 to 1326 and encodes 441 amino acids. Gene Ontology annotation, molecular function: phosphotransferase activity, alcohol group as acceptor; ATP binding. Gene Ontology annotation, biological process: amino sugar metabolic process; peptidoglycan turnover. The transcript has 3 exons. NCBI's taxonomy places the organism in Eukaryota, Fungi, Ascomycota, Eurotiomycetes, Eurotiales, Aspergillaceae.